CCGCCCUUUAGCUUCCUCGCUCGUUGCUUCACCAUCCUUUCCAUUCUAUUAUUGUUGUUACGUCCUCCUCGUCUUUCGCGAACUUCUUCUUGAUUAGGAUUGGUUCCUCGGAAGAAGGAUUCGCGGCAGAUUCAUGGCUUUGGAGUUCGUUUGUUAGGUUUCUUGGAGAUUCAAUACGAGAUCGGAGAAGGUGCUUAACCGAGAGCAAUUCUUGCAGAUAUGGAGAGUCAGGAGCAACGAGGAAGCACGAGUUUACACCCUGUUUCCAGUCCCUACCAUAAAAUGCAUGUGGAUGUGAAAAUAUCAACUACGAGCAUUCCUCAGACCAAGGAGAUUGAGACAUCCGGGGAGGAACAAGCUCCCAGGAUAAGAAAACCUUACACGAUAACGAAGCAGCGGGAGAGGUGGACAGAGGAGGAGCACAGGAGGUUUCUGGAAGCUUUACAGUUGUAUGGGCGUGCCUGGCGCCGUAUAGAAGAACACAUCGGUACAAAGACGGCUGUGCAGAUCAGGAGUCAUGCUCAAAAGUUCUUCUCUAAGGUGGUUCGUGAGUCUGGCAGCGGUGACAGCACAGGCACAUUGAAGGCCAUCGAGAUUCCUCCGCCUCGACCAAAGAGGAAACCUGUCCACCCGUAUCCACGCAAAUUAUGCAACUUGUUAAAUAAGGGGACUCCUGCCCUGAAACAACUUCAAAGGCCUCCUCUGCAGAUCUCUGCAAUUUGUGAGCAUGAGAAUAGAUCACCGACAUCUGUUUUAUCAGCUGUUGGAUCGGAAACCUUGGAAUCCACGCUUUCGAACGGCCAAAUGGGUUGCUCCUCUCCGGUUACAUCUGCUGCCGGAUCAAAUGACCAGGACGAUGGAGGACAAUCACUAACCGUGACGGAUGAAGCUGAUAUCAAACUUCCACAUUCUGGUCCCGCAUUUUCUGGGUUAACUGUGCAAGACCAGCCUCGGAUGGAGAUAGAUCAAUGCCGUCAUCAUGCGCACGCCUUAGAUGAAUCUCGGUUACCAACUCUCAAGCUCUUCGGAAAAAUGGUAGUGGUGACUGAUCCAAAUAUGUCAUCUGCUCCUCCUACUGCUGGGGAUUUGGCACAGCCUAACCUAAUAUCAUCGGUCGGCAUCAAAGGUGACCAAGAGAAAAAGGCCGAGUGCUUGCCAAGUACUCGGGGAGUUUCUCCUGGGGAUUUGACUGCAAGUGCAGGGAAUACUUACUCUGGUCUUGUACCCCCAUUACUCUAUUUUUUCCCGUUAUUUGGACAUAACUCUACAGAGCCUGCGUUCCGCCCUCCGAGCUGGUGGGCUACGCGUGGCAACCUGCCCAUUCCGCUAGUCCACUCUCUACCAGAGUGUCCUCAGCAAUUCAAUCAAGAGAUGCAGAGGGAAGGUUCUUGGACAGGUUCUAACACUGCGUGUAUCAGUGGAACAAGCCCAAGCAACCAGAACGCUGACGGGGUGGGCUCGAGGAAAGAAGCGAACUCGGCACAGAACGGAACAAUGCCUCUUUUGAGGCAACAGUUAAGCAGCGUCCAGGCUUCCACUAGUGGGACUGUGGGCUCUGCAAGGGGUUUUGCCCCAUACAAAAGAUGUACGGUCGAAAGUGAAGUGCAGCAUGCUGUUGCCGAUCCCGAUGAUGGUGGAAGCCAGGCGAUAAGAUUGUGUUUGUAGCGGUCACUGCCUGCUCACUCGUUGAACUUUGUUUGUGGAGAUGGUUCUGUACAGCAAAUUACGAGUACAGUUGGAGAAGCAUCGGUUAGAUCUACCAUCUGUCUCCUGUUGUAUUGCAGAUCGGAUCUGAUUCAUUAACCCUGCAUCAGUUUACAUUUUGAUUCCAGCAACA
Musa acuminata subsp. malaccensis (wild Malaysian banana) is the source of this 1837-nucleotide messenger RNA. RefSeq names its product protein REVEILLE 1. The record is from RefSeq and is a predicted model, not a curated record. Gene Ontology annotation, molecular function: DNA binding. Lineage: Eukaryota; Viridiplantae; Streptophyta; Magnoliopsida; Zingiberales; Musaceae.